AUUUUUCGUGCCGAAUUCAACCAUUGUUUGGUAAACGGCACUUUCUCAUUAAAAAACCCCCGCCGUUGCUUUUAGAAGCUGAAACACCCCCCCAUUUCAGCGCAGGGGACUCAGUUUGGAGAAAGUUUCGGUGCUGCGGGUUGUUUCAGCCCCGCAGGUGGGCUCAGCCCUGUCGGGGGCCCGGGGUUGCGACCGAGCCGUGGUCGCGGUGGCCGAGCAUGGCUGACGGUGAGGAUCCCGGCCACCCGCUCCCUCCCGCAGCCUUUUAUCGGCCGGUGUCCCGGUGGGGCUGCCGGUGGGGCCGUCGGCGGGAGCCUGAUUGGCUCGGCACCGUCGCUUCCAGGUUGGCGUUCCUCAUUCCUCCUUCCUCCUCCCGCAGCCCAGGUAAACCCGACCCGGCACUUGGCCUCCCAGGAUUAGCAACUCGCUCCGGCUCGCCUCUCUCUUCAGUUUUUUUUUUCCCCUUUCCCCUCCCCUUCCUUAUUUUUUUUUUCCUUCCCCCCACCCUUUUUAUCUUUUUUAUAUUUUUUAAUAUUAUUUUUAAAUAAGAUUUGUUUCCCAGCCGGGGGAGCAGGCGCGAGGGGCGCGGGAGGAAUGAGCAGCGGGCUGGUGCUGCGCACCCCGCUCCCCGAGGACGCCUCGGCAUUUACGCCGCUGAAGCCCGUCACCAUGUCGGGGGAACCCGGCGAAGACGCCCCAGUCUUUGAGGACAUCAAACCCCUCACCCGGCCCCUGGAAAACCCGCCCGACCUGGCGCAGCUGCACCCGAUGAGGAUGGAACAGCGGAUGCCGCCACUCAUUCUAGAGGCCCGAUCUGAAAUGGAUAAGUACCUUUCGAACGAGGUGCCACCCAUCCCGAUGAUACCAGACAAGAAGUACCGCCGGGAGAGUGCCUCGGUGGUAGAUGAGUUCUUCUCCACGGAAAAGCCUUCCUCGACGCCGUACAGUGUGAACAUCAAUGUGAUUCUGCCAGACACCACACACUUGCGCACUGGACUUUACCGGCCACCCAGACCCAUUACACCAUUCACACAGAUCAAAACAGAGCCCGGCACCAGCUUUGCCCAGCCCUGCUCUUCUGCCUCCGGCUCCACACAGACCCUGCCUGACUUCACCAGUGUCUUCAGCAUGCCCCAGUCAGUGGCAGUGAACAACAUCUUCAUCAAGCAGGAGAUGCCCUCCGAGAUCCCUUUAUCUACCAACCCACAGCAACCCCAGCUUUACCAAAUGCCUCUUGGCAAUGGAAGCGGUGACAUUACCACCCUGACGUCCUCCUCCAACAACACAACAGCCAUCAACAGCCUCAGUGGUGUCACCAUGUCCACAGGUAACACUAUGUCCAGUGUGGCCCACAGACCUGUCCAUCCAGGAGGCCCAGUUAAGCAGUACCCACACGUCUCCCAGGGACAGGGAAACUUCAGCAUCUCAGGGCAGUUCUACGCUGUCCCGGGAGUGAACCUGCCCCCUUCGCCCCCCAACUCGCAGCCUGGCAGCCCAGAAAAUCAACCCGAGCUCAUCAACACCAUCUCUCCUCCACCAUCGUAUGAAGCCACUUUUGGACUGAAGUUGGUCCAGUCAUCCCAGGCCCCUCAAGUCCCCAAUGGCCUUGGGACCCUUUCCCAAGGGCACAUUGUCAUGCAGCCCCCCAAAUACAACAGGCGCAACAACCCUGAGCUGGAGAAAAGGAGAAUCCAUCACUGCGAUUUCCCAGGUUGCUCAAAAGUUUAUACCAAGAGCUCCCACCUGAAGGCACAUCAGAGGACUCACACAGGUGAGAAGCCCUAUAAAUGCACCUGGGAAGGCUGCGACUGGCGCUUCGCCCGCUCCGACGAGCUGACCCGGCACUAUCGGAAGCACACAGGUGCCAAGCCCUUCAAGUGCCUGGCCUGCGGCCGCUGCUUCUCCCGCUCCGACCAUCUGGCUCUCCACAUGAAGCGGCACCAGAACUAGGAGCCGCCUAUGAUCCCCACUCCAAGAGCAGCUGAAACUCUCAUUUUCCGAGGGGCCUCUCCUCCUCGCGUACGUAGGAACAAACCCAUGCUGUGAUCAACUGGCAGGGCAGGGGUGGCCCCCUCUGCAAGCCCUGUCGCCUACCGUUUCUGGUUUUAAAAGAAAUUUCAUUAAAAGAGUUAUAAUUACAGACUGAUCUCGUGAUGAGGCUCCCAAAGACGCUAAAGAGAUGGACCUUGGAUUCCAAAGGGCUUUCUUCCAGCAAACCUGCUAUUUAUUUGUCACUCAGGAGCAACUGUCCUUCGUGUCUCAAGCUCUUUGGGAUUUUUUUUAUCACUUUCAGGGUGGUGUGUUCGGUGAGCCCGAGGAGGGUUGUGACAGGUUGGUGGCCUGGCUGUGCGUGAGAGGUCUCACCUGGAGCUGUCAGUGCAAUCCCGUGGCGUGGCCGUGGAUGUGGCACCUCUGACAUGCAGGGACACGAGCACACGCCCAGGGCUGUUUGGGUUGACAAUCCCAGUCUCUGUGGGGGCAAAGAAGAAAGGGCCAAUGACAUACACACCUGGUGUGCCUUCAAGCAAGGGACAGCACAAAAGCAGAUGACAAAAGCCGUCAUCUGUGUCCUGUUGAGCCACCUGUGGUUUCCUGGCAGCCAUCUCACUUGGGGCUGUGAAUAUCUGCCCUGCUUGGCCAGGGCUUUUGGUUAUGUCCUAAGCAUUUCUGCUUCCAAGACGUAUUUUGACUUCAGGUGUCUUUGGGAGGACCAGCGUGGGUCUUGAAACCAUUGUAAAAAAGCCACUGAUGAAGCUCUGGUUUCCCAGAAUACUCUGUGCCUUUCUCCAAAAAGCGCUGGGCAGGCUCUGCUCGUGCCUAACACACCCUGUCAUCGACAGUCACACCGGUCUUGUGCUGUUGCUGUUUUAUCACAUUUGGAUAGAAAAGAAAAAACAGGAAAAAAAGCGUCUUUGAAACAAAUUCCAAUAAAUCCUGCUGUUCAGAUUGUAAUCAUGUUACCUACCUCACAGGUUCCCCGCCUUGGGCUCCGUAAGGCACCUUUCCCCUUCUUCCGUGAGGUGCUGUGACACGUGGGGCACAUCAGCCAUUCUUCAAAGUCUACCAGGACAGGAUAAGAACCAGGCCAUGCCAGUUUAAACAGCAGCCCUGCAGGUAAUAAAUAAAUCAGGAACAAAUAAUGGGCCCGGUGUGUUCAACAGAAUAUCGAUUUCCCUCCCCACAUCCUCCUCUUUUAUUCUUUCUUGAACAGAUUUAAGGGGUAUGCGGACUGAUGUGUGUCUGCAGUAUGAACUGGAAGGCCAUGCUGAACUAUGCCAUCUUUAUGUGGUGGAAAUUUGAAGGCCACCCCUUUUUGCUGUUGCCCAGCCACACAUGAGUCAAAAACUGCAGCUGGGUUCCUAGUUGUCCUUUGCCUUGGAUAAAUAAAACCACUCACACCUGCAGCACGUGUGGCUGGUCUGGCAUGGCAGGAAGGGUCUGAGGGAAUUGCACGGUGUGGUGUAGGCUUUGGGAUGGAAGAUGUGCCCUUUGUGUGGCUCUUUGGCAAGAAGCCUCCUCCUUUCUCCGUGCCAGUGGCGAGGGUGGGGAUGGAGAGGUGAAGUCAGGCCACCAAAUUGCUGGGAGGCGGCUUGGGUGACAUUCUCUGUGGUGCGUGGGAAGGGCUUUCCAGACCUGAGCGCUGGCGACUUUGCCUGGCUGGAGGGUUUGAUGACAACACCCUCUUGGCACCAUGUUCAAGUGAGGACUGGAGAGUCUGUCUCAUGAGUCGCUUUUUGCUGACCACAUAUACGUCCUCCGCGUCGUUUUUCCAACUCUUUCAUUGCUUGUUGCCACAGCUCGCUGGGGAUCGUGGGUGCUGGAGCAAAUGGGUUCAUUUGCCAUCUGCUUUGUUGGCUGUGGGGUCUGGCUCCUCUUCAGGGCACAGGACCUUGCCAAAUCCAAUGUUGUGACCUGGGCCCUUUUUCUCUUGGAGGUUUGGUUGGACCAUAUGAGAAAAUAGGGCUUGCAGUUCCAUCUCCUCCGAGGAAAUGGAGGGGUAGGAGUGAUAUGUGGCCUGAAGCCUCCGUGCAGGGAACAAUUUUAGCUCUUGCUUCUGCCUAUAGAUGGGUCUGGAGAGGCUCGGGGAAGGUCUAUGGAAAAAAACAACCCUGGAGAGCAGCAGUGGUGCAGGAGCGCGUCUGCCAGCACAGGCGGGUUGAGCUCAUGCCAAAGGAGUUUCAGGGUAGCGUGGAGAUGCCUCAGCCGGUCCCUGCCGGUGUCUCCAGGAGGCUCAAGCUGGCUCUGUGGGGCUGCUGGGCACCCAACACGGCUGUGCUGGGCUCCACCUGCUCGUCUGGUGCCUGUUCAGCCCAGGCACGGGGAGCUGGUGGCACCGCAGUCCCAGGACAGCAGAUCCCAUAUCAUAACACGCAGGGAGAUGUUGGGUUUUUUUGGUGCAUUGUGAUUGAACCUCCUCAAGGUGAGAGUUAAACUAUGGGGCACAGGGUCAACUCAGACACCACCUGUGCUGGGGUCAGCCCUCACCUGUGGCCCUCUCAGAGCGGUUUCGUUGCCCCGCCUCUUGUUUUUGGAGAAGGGAAGCUCCACUACCCCCAAUGUCCAUCCCUCCCCUGCUGUGCUGGUGGAGCCCAAAACCUGUUUGCUGAAGAACAGUACAAAGCCAAAACAACCAACAGGCAGCUUCAAAUUGUAGGGAAAUUUUAAAUAAUUUUCCUGAUGAUCUUGUUUUUUAUCACUACAGAAAAAAAAAGCAUCUGCUUAUCCCCACAUAGACUAUGUGUGUGUGUGUAUAUAUAUAUGUAUAUAUAUGAUUUAUUUUUUAAUUUGAUGGGGGUUGCAGAGGAAGAAAUGUCUUAACAAAAACCCUCCCCAACCCAGUGCUGCUUCCCAAGCAGCACCACUGCUCCGCAUGCAAAAUGCCGACAUGCAAAUGUUUUACUACUGCAAAGACAAAAAGAGCCUGAAGGAAAACCACAGCAAGCCUUGGCUUUUGUUUCUCUAUCUUUGUGUGGACAGCCUCUGGCCUUGCAUCUCGUUUUGCAGCUCCUGGUGGCCAAGGGUGAGCGCCGGGGCGGAUGGGGAGUGAUGCUGAAGGACCAAAGCCCCUCUGGGCUGCGGGAGGGACGGGGACAGCUCGGAGCUGAGUGACGUAGCUGGGGGUGCGCGAACCCCAGCCGAAGGAGGGACAUUGAGGUGAAGGGGACAUUGGAACAGGUUUGCAAACCGGGGAGGCUUUGCAAGCCCGUGCUUGGUGCAGAACGAAAGCCAGCCUGGCGCCUUGUCUCUGCCACACUUGUAUCAUAGUCGGGAAAAAAUAAACCCAAAAAAUUGAUGUAAAUAGGAAAAAAAGAGCACUGUAUCACUUCACGGGUCUGCGUGGAUGGAAAGUGAUUGUUUACUGUCUGAGAUGAACACAAUGUGAAAAAAAAAUUGGGACCUGGAAAACUUGGGUGGAAGGUUUAUUUUUCCUGGUGAUGCUUUUGUUUGUUACAUAACUCCCUCUCCCCCCGAAACUCCCCUAUGGCUAUUAAUCUUUCUCAUAUUUUGUAAUAAAAUUUUAUCACAUGGA
Columba livia (rock pigeon) is the source of this 5530-nucleotide messenger RNA. Its product is annotated as Krueppel-like factor 5. Gene Ontology annotation, biological process: regulation of transcription by RNA polymerase II. NCBI's taxonomy places the organism in Eukaryota, Metazoa, Chordata, Aves, Columbiformes, Columbidae. The transcript has 5 exons. Gene Ontology annotation, molecular function: RNA polymerase II cis-regulatory region sequence-specific DNA binding; DNA-binding transcription factor activity, RNA polymerase II-specific. The record is from RefSeq and is a predicted model, not a curated record. Bases 595 to 1950 code for a protein of 451 amino acids.